AUGGCUCCGAGCCUCCGGCCCCUGCUGCUGCUGUUCUUAUUGCUGCUGUCACACAAAGCGGCUUUGGCGCCUACUGAGCCUCAGCCUCUGGAUCCUGGUCUCUCCCUUUUGAAGUCAUUCAUCUCCUCUCUGGACCAAGCACCUCAUCGUUCCCUCAGCCAGUCACGGUUCUCUGCAUUCCUGGCCAACGUUUCUUCUUCCUUUGAGCUUGGGAGGAUGGGGGAGGGACCAGUGGGAGAGCCCCCACCUCUUCAGCCCCCUGCACUUCGUCUCCAUGAUUUCCUCGUGACACUGAGAGGUAGCCCAGACUGGGAGCCGAUGCUAGGGCUUCUGGGAGAUGUGCUGGCACUCCUGGGACAGGAGUUGACCCCCCGGGACUUUUUGGUGCACCAGGCAGGUGUACUGGGUGGACUUGUAGAAGCACUGUUGGGAGCUUUAGUUCCUGGAGGUUCCCCUGCUCCCACGAGGCCCCCAUGCAGCCGCGAUGGGCCCUCUGACUGUGUCCUGGCUGCUGAUUGGUUGCCGUCUCUGAUGUUGUUAUUAGAGGGUACGCGCUGGCAGGCCCUGGUGCAGUUGCAACCCAGUGUGGACCCAACCAAUGCCACAGGUCUUGAUGGGAGAGAGCCAGCUCCUCACUUUUUACAGGGUCUGUUGGGCUUGCUUACCCCAACAGGAGAGCUGGGCUCUGAGGAGGCUCUUUGGGGUGGUCUGCUGCGCACAGUGGGGGCCCCCCUCUAUGCUGCCUUCCAGGAGGGGCUACUCCGCGUCACUCACUCUCUGCAAGAUGAAGUCUUUUCUAUUAUGGGUCAGCCAGAGCCUGACGCCAGUGGGCAGUGCCAGGGAGGUAACCUACAACAGCUGCUCUUAUGGGGUAUGCGGAACAACCUUUCCUGGGACGCUGAAGCUCUGGGUUUUCUGUCUGCAUCACCACCUCCACCCCCUGCGCUCUUGCACUGCCUGAGCACAGGUGUGCCUCUGCCCAGGGCUUCCCAGCCUGCAGCUCCCAUCGGCCCUCGGCAACAGCGAGCCAUCUCUGUGGAGGCCCUUUGUGAGAACCACUCGGGCCCAGAGCCACCCUACAGCAUUUCCAACUUCUCUAUCUACUUGCUCUGCCAGCACAUCAAGCCUGCCACCCCACAACCCAUUCCUACCACCCCACAACCCCCCCCUCCUAGCACUACUGUCAUCUGCCAGACAGCUAUAUGGUAUGCAGUUUCAUGGGCACCAGGUGCCCGAGGUUGGCUCCAGGCCUGCCAUGAUCAAUUUCCUGAUCAGUUUCUGGACAUGAUCUGCAGCAACCUCUCAUUCUCAUCCCUGUCUGUCCCCAAUCGUCGCUUGGUAAAGCAGCUCUGUGCUGGCUUGCUCCCACCUCCUACCAGCUGCCCAGAUGGCCUGGUCCCUGUGCCCCUCACCCCAGAAAUAUUCUGGGGUUGCUUUCUGGAGAACAAGACACUGUGGGCUGAGCGGUUGUGUGUGGAGGAAAGUCUACAAGCUGUGCCCCCCCGAAACCAGGCUUGGGUUCAGCAUGUAUGUCAGGGCCCCACCUUGGAUGCCACUGACUUCCCACCCUGCCGCAUUGGGCCCUGUGGGGAACGCUGCCCAGAUGGGGGCAGCUUCCUGCUCAUGGUCUGUGCUAAUGACACCAUGUAUGACGCCUUGGUUCCCGUCUGGGCUUGGCUAGCAGGCCAGUGCAGGCUAAGUCGUGGAGGAAAUGACACUUGCUUUCUAGAAGGCAUGCUGGGCCCCUUGUUGCCUUCUCUGCCACCUCUAGGGCCAUCCCCACUCUGCCUGGCUCCUGGUCCCUUUCUGCUGGGCAUGCUAUCCCAGCUGCCGCGCUGUCAGUCCUCUGUGCCAGCCCUCGCCCACCCCACACGCCUGCAUUAUCUCCUGCGCCUACUGACCUUCCUUUUGGGUCCAGGGGCUGGGGGUGCUGAGACUCAGGGAAUGCUGGGUCAAGCCCUGCUGCUCUCUAGUCUCCCAGACAACUGUUCGUUCUGGGAUGCCUUCCGCCCGGAGGGCCGGAGAAGUGUACUGAGGACGGUCGGGGAGUACUUGGCGAGAGAAGAGCCAACCCCUCCAGGCUUAGAGUCCGCUGUUGCCCUCAGCUCUGGCAUGAGCAAGAUGGAGCUUCUAUCCUGCUUCAGCCCUCUACUAUGGGAUCUACUCCGGAGAGAGAAGAGUGUUCGGGUCCUAAAGAUCCUGGUGAAGGCCUACCUGCACAUGCCUCCGGAAGACCUUCAGCAGCUGGUGCUCUCGGCAGAGACGGAGGCUGCGCAGGGCUUCCUGACGCUCAUGCAUCGCUCCUGGGCUCAGCUGAAGGUUCCACCAUCCGAGGAGCAGGCUGUGGGGCGCCUGACGGCUUUGCUGCUCCAGCGAUACCCACGCCUCACCUCCCAGCUCUUCAUCGACUUGUCACCACUCAUCCCCUUCCUGGCUGUCCCCGACCUGAUGCGUUUCCCACCAUCCCUUCUGGCCAAUGACAGCGUCCUGGCUGCCAUCCGGGAUCACAGCUCAGGAAUGAGGCCUGAACAGAAGGAGGCCCUGGCAAAGCGCCUGCUGGCCCCUGAGCUGUUUGGAGAAGUGCCAGACUGGCCCCAGGAGCUGCUGUGGGCAGUGCUGCCUCUGCUUCCCCAUCUCCCCCUGGAGAACUUUCUACAACUCAGCCCUCACCAGAUCCAGGCCCUGGAGGAUAUCUGGCCAGUGGCAGGUCUUGGGCCAGGGCACGCCCGGCAUGUGCUUCGUAGCCUGGUAAACCAGAGCAUGGAGAAUGGUGAGGAGCAGGUGCUCAGGCUUGGGUCCCUUGCGUGUUUCCUGAGUCCCGAGGAGCUACAGAGUCUGGUGCCCUUGAGUGAUCCAAUGGGGCCGGUAGAACAGGGCCUGCUGGAAUGUGCCGCCAAUGGGACCCUCAGCCCAGAAGGACGGGUGGCAUAUGAACUUCUGGGUGUGUUACGUUCAGCCGGAGGAGCUGUCUUAAGCCCCCGAGAGCUGCGGGUCUGGGCACCUCUCUUUCCUCAGCUGGGCCUCCGCUUCCUGCAGGAGCUGUCAGAGCCCCAGCUCAGAGCCAUGCUUCCUGCCCUCCAGGGAGCCAGUGUCACACCUGCCCAGGCUGUCCUGUUGUUUGGAAGGCUCCUUCCUAGGCACGAACUAUCCCUGGAGGAACUCUGCUCCUUGCACCCUCUUCUGCCAGGUCUCAGCCCCCAGACACUCCAGGCCAUCCCUAAGCGAGUUCUGCUUGGCGCUUGUUCCUGCCUGGGCCCUGAGCUGUCAAGGCUUUCGGCCUGUCAGACUGCAGCGCUGCUGCAGACCUUUCGGGUAAAAGAUGGUGUUAAAAAUGUGGGUGCAACAGGUGGCGGCAGCUCAACUGUGUGCAUUCCUGGUCAGCCCAUCCCCACCACUUGGCCAGACUGCCUGCUUCCCCUGCUCCCGUUAAAGCUGCUACAGCUGGACACCGCGGCUCUUCUGGCAAACCGGAGACGCUAUCGGCAGCUGCCUUGGUCCGAGCAACAGGCACAGUUUCUCUGGAAGAAGAUGCAAGUGCCUACCAACCUGACCCUGAGGAGUCUGCGGGCUCUGGGCAACCUGGCAGGGGGCAUGUCCUGUGAGUUUCUGCAGCAGAUCAGCUCAAUGGGAGACUUCCUUGAGGUGGUGCACAUGCUCUACCAACUGCCCACUGGUGUUCGAGGGAGCCUGCGGGCCUGUAUCUGGGCAGAGGUACAGCGAAGGAUGACAAUGCCGGAGCCAGAGCUGACCGUCCUGGGGCCAGAACUGAGUGAGCUUGACACAAAGCUACUCCUGGACUUACCGAUCCAACUGAUGGACAGAUUAUCCAAUGACUCCAUUAUGUUGGUGGUGGAGUUGGUCCAUGGCGCUCCAGAGCAGCUGAUGGCACUGACCCCACUCCACCAGGCAGCCUUGGCAGAACGGGCACUAAAAAGCCUGGCCCCAAAGGAGACCCCAAUCUCUGAAGAAGUGCUGGAGACGUUGGGCCCCUUGGUUGGAUUCCUGGGAAUAGAGAGCAUACGACGGAUCCCUUUACCAAUUCUACUGUCCCAUCUCAGUCAGCUGCAGGGCUUCUGCCUAGGCGAGACAUUUGCCACAGAGCUGGGAUGGAUGCUGUUGCAGGAGCCGGCUCUCGGGAAACCAGAGUUGUGGAGCCAGGAGGAAGUAGAGCAAGCUGGACGCCUAGUAUUCACUCUGUCUACUGAGGCUGUUUCCCUGAUCCCCAGGGAGGCGUUGGGCCCAGAGACCCUGGAGCGGCUUCUAGGAAAACAGCAGAGCUGGGAGCAGAGCAGACUGGGACAUCUGUGUGGGGGUCCACAGCUUGCCCACAAGAAAGCAGCUCUAGUAGCUGGGAUUGUGCAUCCAGGUGCUGGGAGUCUCCAAGAGCCUGUACCGAACUGUGCAGACAUACGGGGGACCUUUCCAGCAGCCUGGUCUGCGGCACAGAUCGCAGAGAUGGAGCUCUCAGACUUUGAAGACUGCCUGUCACUAUUUGCUGGAGACCCAGGACUUGGUCCUGAGGAACUGCAGGCAGCCAUGGGCAAAGCCAAGCAGUUGUGGGGUGCCCCCCGGGGAUUCCGUCCUGAGCAGAUCCUGCAGCUGGGCCGGCUCCUGAUAGGUCUAGGAGAGCGAGAGCUGCAAGAGCUGACCCUGGUGGACUGGGGUGUGCUGAGCAGCCUGGGGCAAAUAGACGGCUGGAGCUCUGUCCAGCUCCGAGCUGUGGUCUCCAGUUUCCUACGGCAGAGUGGCCGGCAUAUGAGCCACCUGGACUUCAUUUACCUGACAGCACUAGGUUACAUGCUCUGCGGCCUGCGGCCAGAGGAGUUGCAGCAUAUCAGCAGUUGGGAGUUUAGCCAAGCAGCUCUCUUCCUGGGCAGCCUGCAUCUCCCGUGCUCUGAGGAACAGCUAGAAGUUCUGGCCUAUCUCCUUGUGCUGCCUGGCGGCUUUGGCCCAGUCAGUAACUGGGGGCCUGAAAUCUUCACUGAAAUUGGCACAAUAGCAGCCGGCAUCCCAGACCUGGCUCUUUCAGCGUUGCUGCGGGAACAGAUCCAGGGCCUGACUCCUCUGGCCAUUUCUGUCAUCCCUGCUCCCAAGUUUGCAGUGGUAUUCAACCCCAUCCAGUUAUCCAGUCUCACCAGUGUUCAGGCUGUAGCUGUUACUCCUGAGCAAAUGGCCUAUCUGAGUCCUGAGCAGCGGCGAGCGGUUGCAUGGGCCCAGCAUGAAGGGAAGGAGAUCCCGGAACAGAGGGGUCGAAGCUCAGCCUGGGGUCUCCAUGACUGGUUCCAAGCCUCCUGGGUCCUGGCACUGACCAUCAGCUUUCUUGGCCCCCUAUUGUGAUCCUGUCCCUUCCGUUGAGGGGGAACGCUUGCAUCAUACUGAACAAACUGUAAAUGGAAGUGCAUUCUAGUUCUUCUCUGUAAGUGGGUGAUGAACAUGGGUAAAAUUCUAAUGCAUUCCACCCACCUGAGAGUCAGUGUUCCCG
Acomys russatus (golden spiny mouse) is the source of this 5482-nucleotide messenger RNA. It is a transcript of the gene Strc, whose product is annotated as stereocilin. The transcript has 30 exons. Gene Ontology annotation, biological process: cell-matrix adhesion. NCBI's taxonomy places the organism in Eukaryota, Metazoa, Chordata, Mammalia, Rodentia, Muridae. Gene Ontology annotation, cellular component: stereocilium tip; cell surface; kinocilium. Bases 1 to 5337 code for a protein of 1778 amino acids. The record is from RefSeq and is a predicted model, not a curated record.